Molecule: messenger RNA, 1128 nt
Organism: Thyridium curvatum
Lineage: Eukaryota; Fungi; Ascomycota; Sordariomycetes; Thyridiales; Thyridiaceae
Exons: 4
Coding region: 1-1128 (375 amino acids)
Source: RefSeq, a predicted model, not a curated record
AUGGUCGGCACCGGUCACAAGCUCGCGCCAACACUGCUCAUCUACAGCUACCACGACCCCAGUGCCGACGACUUGUACCGCAAGGAGCUCAACCGGUGUCAGGCCGCAGGCGCCAUCGACACGCGCAGGGCGUACUCACGCAGGACCGGCGAGAGCCCGGGGUUGCAAGCACGUGCAAGACCGGCUGUGGGAGGACAGGGUCGACAUUAUGAAGCUCUGGGAACAACAGGGGGCCAAUUCCUGUCGACGCUCCUACUAUCCGACUUUCACUCGACCACAAUCAAGGGCCUCAUGAACAUCACGGCAAUCGCAGACUAUGAAACAUCCGCUUCCCCCUCCACAAACUACUUCGCGGCCGCUCCGGCGGCAAAUUGGCGGUUCGCCGAAGAGCCGGGUUCCUAUGUUAGCGGGGAUGCCUUCCAGGACACCGGUAAUACCUACCGGGCUUCCAUGCCCUUGACGACCGAGGCGCAAAGGACCAGUCUGCGCGAUUUCCAAGGACCUGCUGAGGUGCUCAACUUCCGUGUGCUCUGUGCCAGUCCUCGCCUGACCGACUUGGUGUUCAGCAAGCAUGGAGGCGGCGACUACUACACACUGUCAAACGAAAGCGCCACGGGACUCACGACGCUGUGCUACGUGCUUCCGUUUCCUCCGAUACGAGAGCCGGGGGACCAAUUCAUCGCUCCCGUCAGUGUGCUUGCGCCCCAGACAUACAUGAUUCUCGACUUUACUUUCCACAACUACUCAAAGUUCAACCUGACCGACUACACCCAGGUACCUGCCACCAUGGCGCGUACUGAUGGCCCCUGGUCGAUCGUUCUCGACCACAAUGGAGAGGACCUUCUCCGGACUUCUAUGUGCUACACAAAUCAGAGCUCGCAGUUUCUCGAAGUGCAAAUGACGAGCUCCAAAGACGGUCCUGAGCCAGUCACUCCAUGGAGACGUGCCCUGAAUUCAUACGAUACCACGAAAUCGCGGUCUCAGCUCGGUGCAAGUCUGGAGCCCCUAUCGUCCCGCCUUGGCAGUGCAGUCCUUAUUCACACGAAUAUUCCAGAUGAUCUAUUACGACUACCACCAGGAGGUGUCGCCUUCCACUUUGGCGGCCGCGGCCUUCUCUUCUCGGGUUGA